Protopterus annectens (West African lungfish) is the source of this 4593-nucleotide messenger RNA. It is a transcript of the gene HEPH, whose product is annotated as hephaestin. Gene Ontology annotation, molecular function: copper ion binding; oxidoreductase activity. The transcript has 21 exons. The record is from RefSeq and is a predicted model, not a curated record. Lineage: Eukaryota; Metazoa; Chordata; Ceratodontiformes; Protopteridae. The coding region runs from base 244 to 3669 and encodes 1141 amino acids. Gene Ontology annotation, cellular component: plasma membrane. Gene Ontology annotation, biological process: iron ion transport.
AACAAAGUACGGGAAUUCAGGCUGACACUGUAAUUUGACAACUAAGUUUCUUAGAUGCCUUUAUUUGCAGGAACUUUGUUGACCACUGCAGGUUUAAAGAAAACAAAUUUCUAAAUAUGCUCGCUGGCAGGUAACUAUGUAUUUGGAAUCAACAGUUUGUCACAAUAAAUCCACAUGCAAACUUAUGAGAAACUGCACUCCCGUUGACUCGUCACUCAUAGGUACUUUGCCUACAGCCACAAGAUGAGGAUCUCUCUGUUGUUCCACUGCUUUUCGACUCUCAACCUACUUAUUCUUUGCAACGGAGCUACCAGGCUGUACUACCUGUGUAUUAAGGAAAUAGAGUGGAAUUAUGCACCUACUGGGAGGAAUGUCAUCAGUGAUACUAACAUCACACUUGAUCAAGAUGCUUCUGUAUUUCUUCAGCAAGGAAGAGAUCGAAUAGGAAGCAUUUAUAAAAAGGCUGUCUAUAAGCAGUAUUCUGAUGGUACAUAUACAAGAGAAAUUCAGCAACCUGCUUGGCUGGGAUACCUUGGGCCAGUAAUUAAGGGAGAAGUUGGCGAUGUUCUCAUCAUCCAUUUGAAAAAUGAUGCAUCAAGGCCUUACACCGUUCAUCCACACGGCGUCUUCUAUAAGAAAGACUCUGAAGGGUCUUUAUAUCCUGAUAACACCCAUGGUGAUGAUAAGAAAGACGAUGCUGUGCCUCCUGGAGGGCACCAUACCUAUGUGUGGAAUGUGACAGAAGAUCAUGCUCCAACAUCCGAUGACCCAAGUUGUCUGACAUGGAUCUACCAUUCUCAUGUUGAUGCACCAUGUGAUAUUGCUACUGGCCUUAUUGGAGCCUUACUGACUUGCAAACGAGGAGUCCUGGAUGGCACUUCAUUGACUCGCACAGAUGUGGACAGAGACUUUAUAUUAAUGUUCUCUGUAGUUGAUGAGAACAUGAGCUGGUACCUUGAUGACAACAUAAAACAUUAUGCUGAAUCUGACUCUGUGAUCAAAGAUGAUGAGGAAUUUCAGGAAAGCAAUAAGAUGCAUGCUAUAAAUGGCUAUUUAUUUGGGAACCUUCCUGGUAUUGAGAUGUGCUCAGGGGACCAUGUAUCUUGGCAUCUGUUCGGGAUUGGGAAUGAAGUGGACAUUCACACAGCUUUCUUCCAUGGACAGACACUAACCAUUAGGAACCACAGAUCAGAUGUAGUAAGCCUGUUUCCAGCAACAUUUGUCACUGCAGAGAUGCUUCCUAGCCACAUUGGUAAAUGGCUUCUCAGCUGUCAAGUAAAUGAUCACCUUAAAGCUGGCAUGCUAGCAUUGUAUAAAGUCAAUGAAUGUUACAAGAGCUCCAAUAAUUACCAACUAAAUGGGAAAAAAAGGGAAUACUUCAUCGCUGCAGAGGACAUUUUGUGGAAUUAUGGACCUUCUGGCACUGACAAUGACAGCGGUAAAAGCCUUACAGAACCAGACAGCUAUUCAGAGAUUUUUUUCAAGAAGGGACCUAAGACAAUUGGCGGAGAGUACUGGAAGGUGAAAUAUGUGGAAUACACAGACAGCUCUUUCCAGACUGUGAAGAAACAAAAUGCAUCGGAGCAUCACCUUGGAAUACUUGGUCCAGUCAUUAAAGCUGAGGUGGGAGAUAAUAUCACAGUAGUUUUCUUCAACAAUGCAUCCAGACCCUACAGCGUCCAGCCUCAUGGGGUUCUUCAUGAAAAAGGAAGUGAAGGAACUAUUUACAAUGAUGGUGAAGUGUGGCAUGGGUCAGCUGUUAAUCCGUCUGAAAAAAAAACUUAUUCUUGGAUGGUACCACAACAUGUUGGACCUACAGCAAGUGACCCACCAUGCCUAAUAAGGAUGUACUACUCUGGAGUUGACCCUAUAAGAGAUACUCACUCUGGCCUUGUAGGACCCCUGGUUAUCUGCAGACCUGGGUCACUGAAUGAAGACAACAGGCAGAUUGGAGUUGACAAAGAAUUUUACCUUCUGUUCAUCAUUUUUGAUGAGAACCUCAGCUGGAAGCUAAAUGACAGUAUGCUGAAUGUUUGGGGAGAACUAAAAAGUACACUGCUAGAGGAAUCAGAGUUUCUUGAUUCCAACAACAUGUACUCUGUUAAUGGAUUUGUGUUCUCCAAUUUGCCUGGCUUGGAAAUGUGUAAAGGAGAAAAUGUUUCAUGGCACCUCUUAGGGCUUGGAUCUGAGCAUGAUGUCCAUGCAGUUGUGUUUGAAGGUAACACUAUAAUGCUGGAUGGAAAACGACGGGAUUCUGCUGUCAUAUUUCCUCAUACAUUUGUAACAGCGACCAUGCAACCAGACAAUACAGGCACUUUUGGGGUCAUCUGUCAAAGCAACCAUCAUUUCCUGGGUGGGAUGAAACAACACUAUCAAGUGUUUGAGUGUGAUAAUAAGCCUCGUAUGUAUGGUGAGUCCUUCAAGGUGGUACGGGUGUACUACCUAAUGGCAGUUGAGCUGGAGUGGGAUUAUUCACCAGACAGAACUUGGGAGUUGGCACGACACAAUCGUGCAGGAAAUGAAAGCUAUGGAGAUACUUUUGUCGGCAAAGAAGAUAACCUCAUUGGCUCUAAAUACAAGAAAGUGGUGUACAAAGAAUACACUGAUGAGACAUUCAAGACUCGCAAAGAGAGGUCAGAAGAUGAGGAGCAUCUUGGAAUAUUAGGUCCACUGAUUUCUGCAGAGGUUGGAGACAUUAUUAUUAUUGUGUUUAAAAAUAAUGCUACUCAUCCAUAUUCUGUUCAUGCUCAUGGUGUGCAAGAAUUAAAUCUUGGACAGAGAUCUGCUGCCAUGCCUGGUGAAAUUGUUACAUAUGAAUGGCUCAUUCAACAGAGGUCAGGUCCCGGACAAGGUGAUUCACAUUGCAUUACAUGGGCCUAUUACUCUACAGUUCAUCUUGUGAAGGAUCUGCAUAGUGGCUUAAUUGGUCCAUUGGUUGUUUGUCAAAAAGGACUCCUUAAUCCAAAAGGAAGAAGAAAAGACAUAGACAGAGAAUUUGCUCUUUUAUUUUUAGUUUUUGAUGAGAAUGAGUCUUGGUACUUGGAAGACAAUAUACGGGUCUAUCUAAAUAAAGAGCUACCUGAAAUGGAUCUUGAAAACAGUGCAUUUGUGCAAAGCAACAGAAUGCAUGCUAUCAAUGGAAUGGUUUAUGCAAAUCUCCAUGGACUUUCUAUGUACCAGGGUGACAGAGUAGACUGGUACUUACUGGGAAUGGGCACAGACACUGAUAUUCAUACUGUUCACUUCCAUGCAGAGAGCUUCACCUACAUGAGUACAACAAGACAUCGCGCUGAUGUGUUUGACUUGUUUCCUGCAACUUUCCAGACAGUAGAAAUGGUAGUUACUAAUCCAGGUACUUGGUUACUUCACUGCCAUGUGAGUGACCACAUCCAUGCUGGCAUGGAGAUAACAUACACAGUGAUACAAAAACGAGAUAAAGCAAUCCCAGCAACAGUGAAGACAAGAGAGUCUGAUUCCAACAACAAGGUCAUUCUGUUUGGUCAAAGUGUGGCUCAUGUAAAAGCGGAGCUAAUGUUGACUGCUUUGUCAGUUGCAGGGAUUGUUUUACUUGUGGUUGUGUUUUUUCUCACUGGAGUUACUUGUUACCUCUCCAAGAAAAAAGGCACGUAUGAGAAUCACAUUACAAGACUUCCUUUAAAUAUUCUCUGAGUCAUACAGACUGUACAGCCAGAUGGUUUCUGUGGAACCUAGCAACAUCGUUUUGUAAACAGACUCUGAAUAUGAAGUAGUUGAAUGGUGAAUAAUGAAACAAACAAAAAAAGUGUUUUACAAGAUAGCUGGGAAGAUUUUAGUAUACACCUAUCAGAGGUAUUCACAGAGUAUUAAAAUAUUCUUCAGAACAAGUUCAACAGACCAAAGAGAAGACAACAUACACACUAGAAUCGCACAGUUCUAAGAAUCAGCAAACUGACAUGCCUGGAAGGAAAAGUAAUUUUAAGGACAUUUAAAAUCGACACUGAUAGCAUUUAUACUUUCUAGGAAAUAAUUUAGUUUAAGAAUAUGUUUUUUGAUGUUUUUCUCACCACAUUCACUAUGUGUCACAAUAUAUCUAUUUAUAUUUUCACUAAGGAAACAUCUUAAAAUAUCAGGUAUUUUUAAAACGUAAGUACAAUUGUACAUAUAAGCUUGACAUGUGAAUCUUUAAAAAGGCAUUACUGCAAGAGUAUACAUUUCCAGUCAUUAAAAGAAUUUCUAGUUUUGAAAAUUGUUUAAAAUGUUGGGAAAGGACUUGUAUUUUUAGGGAUUAUAAAGCAACAUUUGUGAUACCUCAUGUCAUUAUCUCUUGGUUAUAGAGGUCUUCCUGCACCACAGAAUUGAGUCUUAUAAUCUCAGUGUAUUGCAAACAAUUGGAAAUUAUUCUCAAACUGCUUGAACAAAAACUGGAUUUAAAUGCAAUACUGAAUCCUCAUUCGUGCAUUCUGACAUCCUACUGACACGUGUUGCUCGCAUUUUGAUUAAUGCAAGUACAUUACUGUGCAUGCAUUACUGAAUGCAUGUAAUGCUACUGGAUGCAGUUAAUAAUUAACCCAGUGGAUUUAGCUCUAAGUCAAAAAUAAAGUGAAUUUUGUAAGA